This is a messenger RNA of Chara braunii, 580 nucleotides long. Lineage: Eukaryota; Viridiplantae; Streptophyta; Charophyceae; Charales; Characeae. The record is from the annotation of a GenBank genome assembly.
CGAGGACGGCGAACUCAGCGAUCAUCACUUCGCAACAAUCCUUGAAGGGUUCGGGUCGGCGUGGUCCAUUCAGGAUUCCGAUUUGCAACCGAGUCGAACCGACUGCUUUUCCUCAGCUAAGAUGCCAGACUAAGAGCAAUGCCCAGUGCACCACGUUGUGACUCUGCUGCUCCGUUCACGCAUUCCAAGACCUCCCGGACAUCUACGACAAUGUCCUGAUUGCGCGCGACUCCGAACAAGUGUCCCUUCAAGGGUCGUUCAAACAGCAUGGUAACUGGCCGGAAAGAGCACCCGAACGUGGUGACAAUCAGCAGGAUGCCAGGGAGAGUCCUCUGCAAGAGGGUGGGUGUGCAUACUGCAACCGCCCAGGGAUGGAGCCAAUACCACGACCUGUAUGGUUCCCUUGUUAAACACCGGGUCGGCCUGGUCAGGGUUGCAGUGUCUUACAGCGAAGGCCAGCAUGAUUAUCUACCCAAUGUAUCAAUGAUCAGUCAAUCAAUCAUUGCAUUUAUCUAAUGAUGCGAAUAACGAAUCUGACGGAAAGUUUUAGAUAAUUGAAAGCACUUAAUGCUAUGGUCUC